AUGAUAUUCUUUAUGGAUAAACACUAUGAAAGCAGUGUGGUGACAUUGGGGAAUGGGCGGGUGGCUUAUCCGGUGGUGGCGGUGUCAUGCUCAGGUCUCUGGGCCGCACCAGGGGCGGUCUGGUCCAGAUCCUCUGUGCCAGAGACCGCGGGGGUCGGGGUGCACAUCGAGCCCCACUACCGGCAGUUCCUGGGGCUGACCCGCCAGCAGGUGAUCCACGGUGAACUCCUCAGUGGCUUCAUGUGGUUCUGGAUCCUGUGGCACUUCUGGCACAACCCGGACGCAGUACUGGGUCACUUUCCUUACCCUGAUGCUUCAAAAUGGACAGAUGAGGAAUUGGGGAUCCCUCCUGAUGAUGAAGAAUAGAUUUACGGCUCCAGCUACCAAUGUGUCCUGUGGUAGGAUCUCUGAAGAAGUUGAGGCUUUGGCUCCUGUAUAACUGUUUCAGCAAUUCCACAUUGUAAAUAAAAACUCAAGC
Trachemys scripta elegans is the source of this 478-nucleotide messenger RNA. RefSeq names its product NADH dehydrogenase [ubiquinone] 1 beta subcomplex subunit 2, mitochondrial-like. The transcript is spliced from 2 exons. Gene Ontology annotation, cellular component: mitochondrial inner membrane. The record is from RefSeq and is a predicted model, not a curated record. NCBI's taxonomy places the organism in Eukaryota, Metazoa, Chordata, Testudines, Emydidae. Bases 1 to 366 code for a protein of 121 amino acids.